Amphibalanus amphitrite is the source of this 780-nucleotide messenger RNA. Its product is annotated as mitochondrial import inner membrane translocase subunit Tim8-like. The transcript is spliced from 3 exons. NCBI's taxonomy places the organism in Eukaryota, Metazoa, Arthropoda, Thecostraca, Balanomorpha, Balanidae. Bases 94 to 432 code for a protein of 112 amino acids. The record is from RefSeq and is a predicted model, not a curated record.
GCCUUGGGUGGCCCAUUAUACCUAUGCCUUAUAAAAGUUGACAUAUUACCGUAGUAAAGCGAAAAUUCAGCAGCGGCAACAAAAAUAUCAGCCAUGGACUUUGGCAGCAGCUCCCGGCCGAGCUCAAGCUCGUUCGACUCGUACUCGCCCGGCUCGUCGCUCAAUGCGCCGCCCGGCGGUCCCGCCGGCUCCGGCGGCACUGACAAGGAGCUCGAACAGUUUGUCAUGAUGGAGCAACAGAAGGCACAGUUCCAGGCACAGGUUCACAAACUGAACGACGUCUGCUGGGACCGAUGCGUGGACAAGCCGUCCAGCAAGCUGGACUCGCGGCAAGAGAACUGCCUCUCCAACUGCGUGGACCGCUUCGUGGACGUGUCGUUGGUGAUCACUAACCGGUUCGCGCAGCUGAUGCAGAAGCAGCAGGGCAUUUAGGGUAGGCGGGGACAGGGAGGGGGUCGCCGCCGCCGGCUGGCCGGGUACUCGCCGUGCUGUCUGAGCCACUGGGCCGCGGGAGCGACCGCCAGCUGCGGCGCCGGACACAAUGGACAUCUCUUCUGUUGUUUUAUUAUAGUGUAAGAGAAUACAUGUGACUGUAUGUUGCGUAAUGCGUAUCAGCCAGGUAUGAAGCGCCUUGGAGUUGGACACGAUAUUGAAUUCGUACCUGUGCUGAAAUGCCAGCUUGGUAAUUGAUGAAAUGCCAACUAUGAUAUGAUGCCGACUUGUGAAAGUCACUGAACAUGGGUUUCGUAUAUAUUUCGCCAUACAUAUGGAAUCAAGGAA